Molecule: messenger RNA, 5237 nt
Organism: Pogona vitticeps (central bearded dragon)
Lineage: Eukaryota; Metazoa; Chordata; Lepidosauria; Squamata; Agamidae
Gene: SCAF1
Product: SR-related CTD associated factor 1
Molecular function (GO): RNA polymerase II C-terminal domain binding
Source: RefSeq, a predicted model, not a curated record
CCUUUUCGCCCCGCCCUUCACGGCCGCUCUCCCCGCAGCGGAGCCGAGCGGAGUAAAAUGGCUGCCGCAGAGGCUGGGCCCGGACAGUAUCGGCGGCAGUGGCCGCGCCUCCUCCUCUUCUUGUGCUAAAGUGGGCGGGCAGAAGGGCCUAGCAUCCCGGUGGAGCCGGGCUUUGCAGCUGUGGAGACAUGGAAGAAGAAGAGAAUCGUGGCUCUCCAGUAAGGGAGGAUCCUACACGAAGUGGUGAGAAGCCGGCCAGUGAACCCUCUCUUGACUCGGAUUGGGACCAAUCAGGUGCCCUCUGUGAUGGCCAAGUGAUAAUUUUGAAAGCUUUGCGGCAAGCUGUGGGCACUGGCUUGGCAGGUGAACUACAAGAUCCAGCGAGUGAGAAAGAUGCUGAAUGCAAGCGCCCAAGCCGAAGGAAGUGGUGCAGGAGCUCCAAAUCUGAAGGGCUUGGAGGAAGUUGGCCAGGAACUGGAGACUCCGCAGUGGCCUGUGAUAAGAAUGGCCAGAUGGGCGAGGUUCCCGAAGCUCCUUCUUCUGACACAGUAUCUGCCUUGAUUGGAGUCUUGGAUUAUCUGGAAUGGACUUCCCAUUUGCCCCAGGAAGUAGAGAGCCCCAUGGGGACCGAGGCAGUUUAUGAAAAUGAAGAGAUGGAAGAAGUGGAGCUGGUAGCCGAAGUACGGCUGGGGGAUGUUGGUGCCCUGUCAGGGAUCUUUCGGAGGAACCUGUCCUGGAGGAUACAGAAGACAGCCUGCCUUCAAUCAUCUACACCCUGCUGGAGAGGAAGCAGCCCGUGCCCUGUUGGCCAGCUUUCCCUUUCAGAGCAGCCCUACCCUCUGGACCCAAACGGAACUCUGUCUGUAAUAAACAAGGCCACUUGGACUUCUGUUUUAGGUGGAAGCAGGGUUUUUCAGUCUCCUAAAGCAGAUAGGACUUCUCCUUCACCUUGCUUGGGCAUGACUCUGGGCACUGGCAUGGGGGUAUCCAGUGGGGGGCAGCAGCGCCCACAGAACACCACUGGCCGGGAGUCUGAAACUCAGCAGCGAUCCCAGCCACCACCUGCCAACUCUUUGGAUAAGGCUGAUUCCAGCACCUCUUCUUCAUCAUCUUGUUCUUCAUCAAGUUCCUCCAUAUCUUCUCACCAGGGCCUGCCUGGUGAAGGUGGUGGUGGUGGGUCUUCGAACCCUUGCCCCCCAAUGCGCUCCCCGGACUUAGAUAUUUAUGAUCCCUUCCACCCUACUGAUGAGGAUAACUUGAAUGGCGAUUUUGGCUUCAGUGACUCUCCCCAGAAAGAGGCCGAGGGCGGGGAGCAUGACCAGAAAUAUGAUCCCUUUGAUCCCACAGGCUCCAACCCCAGUUCCUCUGUUAGUACUCCUUCACCUGAGGAGGAGGAUGAUGAGGACGAUGACGAGGAUGAUGACCAUGACCAGCAUCCUCCAGACAUGUCCCACAGCAUUAGCCGCAUCUCAGAAACAUUGGCUGGAAUCUACGAUGAGAACAGCUUGAGCCAAGAUUUCCCCAGCUCGGACAAAGGACAAGAAGAUUCAGAACCAGAAGCAGAGGCUGACAGGGAUUAUGAAUCCAAGGGCACCUGCCCUGCUGAGCCUCCUGAGGGCAAAGAACUUCCAGGUGCAGAUUCCACCCUGCCCGAGGAGCUCCCUCCAGAUCAAGCUGAAUCCCAAGCUCUUGAGCCACGCCGCCGGGUAUUUGUGGUAGACCUGGCCCCCAAAGGCCGCUUGGAUGCAGAAGCCAAGCCCCAGCUGGAGGGGAAGGUGUCUCUGGAGGUGGUCACCAUUGGAAAUGCCAAACUAAGGAGUGGGGAGAAGGUGUCCAAGGGAGGAGGGCAUCAUCGGGCUGGGCGCCGAUCAUCUAUGGACUGGGAUGGGAGUGGAGGUGGUGACUCAGAAAUUGAAGAAGGUGAGAUUGUUCAGCCAGAGGAUGAGAGGUAUAGUCCUAUUCGACUGUUCCGGAGCAGAUGCCGGCCUGCAGAACAGCGUACCCUACGGGUGGUGGAGGGAGAUGACUUCCUGUCAUUACAUGCAGACUCGGACGAUGAAGGCGCCUUGCAAAUUGACUUUAGUGAAAGCCAGCCUGACCCACGUUGGAAGGGUGUGGACUUGAGGCGGAAGAUCCUCACCCAGCGCCGAGAACGCUACCGAGCCCCAUCACCCUUGCCUCCGCCACCGCCACCGCCACCUGCCCCCAAACGUCCUGCCUCAAAAUCUCACUCUGGUUCUAGCUCAGGCUCAUGUAAGAAAUCCAAGCGGGAGCGCAAACGAUCCCGAGAGCGCAAGGCCUCAAAAAACAAGGAGUCUUAUGUCUCCUCCUGGAACCCCAAGAAGAAAUCAAAAUCACGCUCAAAAUCCAAGGAACGUCGGCAUUCGCGCCACAGAGCCUCAAGGUCCCGCUCACACCACCGAGCCUCUCGUUCCUGGUCCCCCUCGAUCAGCACCAGCUUGUCUGCUGUUGGCUCCUCGCAUGCUUCUGCGGAGCGGCGCAAGAGCCGAAGGUCUAAAUCCAAGGAGAAGCGUCGUAGCCGUCAUUCCCGGUCACACAGCAGUAGUCGGGCACAUCGCAGUCGGCACAAAGAGAAACAUCGGGGAGAGGGCAGCAGAAAGAAAAAGAAGCGUUCUCGGUCUCGUUCCCGUGAGAAGCAUUCCUCCCAUCGAUUAUCGAAGGACAAGGAGCGGGAGGUUCACCUCUUGGAGGAGCCCAAGUCUGAGAAGGUGUUGAUGGAGCGUCGGAGAGAUGCACGGACUGUUGUGCCACCUUCAAUCCAGGAUCUCAAUGACAAUGAUCUCUUCACCAUCAAGAGGACAAUCACAGUCAACCAGCAGGAGAAAAUGGAGGGACUGUUGGAGACUCCAGAGAGAGCUAAGCGGGAGGUUCUUUAUGAUUCUGAAGGGAUGAGCUUUGAUGCUUGCUUCUCAGACCGUGAGCCUGCUGAGGAAUCCAAAUCUGGUGGAGCACGGCUGACAGCCAAGGAGGAUGUAGUCCCAUCCCGCAAGGACAAACGGCCUGAAGAGGACACCAAGCAGAAGAUACCCAAGGAGAAAGAACGCAAGAGAGCCUACCUUGAGGAGCGCCCUGGUGCCCGGGAUAAGUACAAAAAGAAGCCAAAGGAAGGGCCUCCUUGUUCUGAACAACAGGAAUUGCCUAAGGCUGAGAAAAAGGCCCGACCUGACAGGGAUAAGCCUGGGAAAAAGAUUAAAGCUGGAAGCCACAAGGAAAGUGGUAAGUUGGGUUCUGGCCGGAAAGUGAAGCUUCAGUCCAAGGUGGCCGUGUUGAUCCGUGAAGGGGUAAGCAGCACCACAUCAGUCAAAGAAGUGGGCUCCAUUGGUGUGAAGUUCAGCCGUGACAAGGAGAGCCGCUCACCUUUCCUGAAGUCAGAAGAGAAGGUGUUGAUGGUCGGGGCUUCAGCAGCAGGUCAAGGCGAGAUGGCUGAUGUCAAGGAGCCAGGCUUCAAACCCAAGAAGGUCAAAGGGCUGAAGGCUAAGAUGGGUGUGAAGAAAUUGAAGGGCAUCAAGCCAAAGGGAGCCUCCUCAGAACCCAAGAAGAAGAAGAAGCUCAAAGUGAAAACUGGACUGAAGAAAUCCAAAGCUGACAGCUGCAGUCAAGGUGCAAGCAGCCCUCUGCGGGUCAAAGAGGAGCCAUCCUGGUCAGGUUCGGAGAAAUCAGAAGGCACAGCCAAGCCGCCAAGCCCUCAGCUGCUGGCUCCAGAUCAGGAGCUGACUCCUGAUUCUCAGACAGUGGACAGUAGCUGUAAGACUCCGGAUGUCUCCUUCCUUCCAGAAGAUCCUCCAGCUGAGCAGCCGAGGGUGCCAGCUGAUGAGCCCGAAGCAGACAGCAUGUCUGAGACCAAAGAGGAGCAGCCACAACAGCAACAGCCACCCCAUCCACCCCGCAGCACUCCCCAGCCGCCUGCCCCCAUGUCUUGGAAUCUGCAGGGUGGGGUAGACUGCACCAGUGGUGUAUUGGCAUUGACUGCCCUCCUCUUCAAGAUGGAAGAGGCCAAUCUUGCAAGCCGUGCAAAAGCCCAAGAGCUUAUUCAAGCAACCAAUCAGAUCUUGACCCACACAAAGCCCUCAGCCUCCUUGGGCCCCCCUCAGCCUCCAGCACCGCCCACCCAGCCGUCUGCCUCACACCUGGCUGUACCACCUGUCUCCUACUUGCUUCAGGGUUCCCUGCCUCUUGGUGGCUGUGGUUCAACUCCCACUACUCCAACGGGGGUGUUGCCUGCGACGUUGAGCCAGGCCUCAGCAGGCCCUCCUUCAGCUGGCAUCUUUGCUUCCUCAUCUGGGACCGAUCUGGGCAGCACCAGCUCCGAAGGGCGUGGAGACAGUGAUAAGUACUUGAAGAAGCUUCACACACAAGAGCGAGCCGUGGAGGAAGUGAAACUAGCCAUCAAGCCCUAUUACCAGAAAAAGGAGAUCACAAAGGAAGAAUACAAGGACAUCCUGCGCAAAGCCGUCCACAAGAUCUGCCACAGCAAGAGUGGAGAAAUUAAUCCAGUCAAGGUGAACAACCUCGUCAAGGCCUAUGUCCAGAGAUACAAGUACUUUCGAAAACAUGGACGCAAGAUGGAUGAAGAGGCGGGGGCCUCCAAGGAAAUAGGAGGUCUUGACAAGUCUGGCUUACCCAUGCCCCCCCUCUGAACAGAAGGCAAAAGAAACAAAAACAAAGUGGUCCUUCUUUAUGCAAAUAGGCUGGGCUGAGCCCUUCCUCCCACCUCAUUUACUGUGUGGGGUCUGUGGAAGGAGAGGGUUGGGGACACCCUGUUUUGUUUGAGGGAGUGGUGGCAUUUGAAGAGUGCGGUUCUUGUGCAUCUGCUAUCUGUCCCGGACCCCCUCCCACAAACACCUUUCACAGUUUUAGUCACAAGCUGACUGGUGUUUUGCCCUGUAAAUACCGAUGGAUGAGGCUAAUUUGUAGUUUCAUCGCUCUCAAACUCCCAUGAUACAAUGGGUGGUGUUAUUCCUCUCCUGCCCCUCCUCCACCUAGUUUUUACUCAUUUAGCAUGUUUUUAAUUUGUUGGGUUUUUUUUUUCUCUUCACCCUCCCUGUCAGCAGUCAUGAAGCAGCAGUACCACAAUGGUCCUGGGGUGGCAGCUUCCUGCUGCCAUGUUGGGGAGGUAACUCCCCCCCCCCCCGUGCCCUCCUCCCAGUUGUAAGUUUGUCUGUCAUUCUCUUUCCCUGCCCUCUUUCUCUUCAUAAAACUGCAUUUAGCCAUCCAAA